AUGGAGCAACAGCAGAUUUUAUCAGAAGAUCAAGAGGUUGAAAUGUCCGUUCACACCGAUGAAUUCAACAAGCAAGAUGAUGAAAGCCGACAAGAGGAGAAACGGGAAUCAGAGAUCGAAAGUCGACCCUCAACAAGUACUGAAGACGGGAUUUCAUUACCUAUCGUGGAUGGUGUUAUCUACAGCUACAAGUAUAUAUCAAAGGUCAAAGAUUUACCGGUCAAAGAUAUGAUUAACAGUUCUGUGAAAAGGAAUAUAAGACUGCCGAAGAUUUAUUUAACUGGUCGACCUUUCGAAAUCUCAUUCCUUCUAGAUACAGAUUUCAUUUCCGAGCGAGAUCUUUGGGUGGACAAUUUAGGUUCAUGGGCUGGUACCGUACGAAGACCAACUUGUAAGAGUAUAAGAGUUAACGCUGCAGGUGUUCCGGACACCAAGCAUCCAUAUUAUAUCAUAAGGAAAAAAUAUGGCAGCCAUCCUCAUUCGGAUCCACCUCUUGGUUUAAUGAAAUGUUUGUGUUAUUUGACCCGAGAUGGACGAGCAACAGGGAAUGCUCUACUGUCGUACAAAUGUUUGGAAAAUUGUAAUCUUCAACCACGUCCUCAUGGAAAUAAUAAACAUAGCCAGAGUCCAUACAUGAGGACAUAUCCAUCAACUUUGCUGAAGAUCAAAGAACGUAUUGGAUCACAAAGUCCGGCAGCUAUUUGGAAUGAACUAUCGGUUGAUUCGGCUGGUAAUAUGGAUGCACAAGCAACACUUCGGGAUAGGAAGCAGGUUUAUAAUGCUCGACCGAUUCGAAAGAAAUCACCAGAUCCACAGACGCGAGAUGAUAUUAAUCAUCUCAAGCUACGUGUGGUAGCAUUGGAGGAGCAGAAUAGCAAGUUGAUAUUUACGAAUGCUAGUUUAAUGGAAUUAGUGAAUGAUUUACACAAGGCGAAGCAAGAACUGGAAGCGGAAAAUCGUCGCAUAAAGCAGGAUAGUCAUCAAGAAAGGACGAAUGGUUUAUUACUUUCCCAUUCUACUAUGCUUGGUUAUCCCGGGCAACAUGUGGAUAAGACUCGAGCUGAUAUCUAUGAAACGGGAGCAGAAACAACGGUAAUGGUACGUAAUCGAUGUAUUGAAGAAUGUCGAAUGCAGGAACCUCCAUCGAUAAAUCAAUCAGCGUGCUUUGCAGCUAUUUCAGGUCACAAAUACUGACUAUAAUAAGAAUGUCGACUAAUGUUUUCUAACAUCGCACGUGUAUUAUAUUAUAUAAUGAAAAUAUAACAAUAUUUUCUCAAAACUAUUUGAGAUCUAUUCAUUUUUAAUGUAUUGUGCAUUGAUGUAUUGUGAACUUAGGAAUUACUGAUGAACCGGGUAAGAUGUGUCAAAAAGUCCUGCAUCCUGCUCUAAUUGCUUCUUCAUUUAAUGCUUAUUUCAGAAUUCAUUACAGUAUUCUUAUCUAUAGUAUUGGUAUUUUGUGAUAUUAUGCGAUAAACGUGUAAAAUCUUUCUUGAUGAUUUGUAUAACGCUCCUAUUCAUUGCUUAAAUAGUUGAAUUUACAAAGAAAUUUCUGCAGACGUUUCUGUGCUUAAUUGUAAAUAGCAAACUUUUAAAAUUUUUC
Loa loa (African eye worm) is the source of this 1600-nucleotide messenger RNA. RefSeq lists its product as hypothetical. Bases 1 to 1194 code for a protein of 397 amino acids. Lineage: Eukaryota; Metazoa; Nematoda; Chromadorea; Rhabditida; Onchocercidae. The transcript is spliced from 6 exons. The record is from RefSeq and is a predicted model, not a curated record.